AACGCUCACUUUCAUUUUGGACUUGAGGUCGGCUGCGGCCCGUACGCCAUGGCGGAUUUCCACUGCCACCACCUGGCCUUGGCGGUGCCCAUCUGCGUGCUGCUGUUUGGCAUGGCGAGUCUGACCACGGCUCACGAGCACCAUCAGUACUCCGAUACGGACCAAUUAAAAAAGAAAUGGAGUGCCCACGAUGUGGUCCGGGACGUGGAGCACAUCAAGCAGGAUUUGGCAAAGUUGAUAGUGCUACAGAAAGACGGCGAUAUUAGUGAUGAGGAAAUCGCGUUCUACUAUUUACGCAUGCACGACUUUGACAACAACAACCUGUUGGACGGUCAUGAAAUUAUGGCGGCCAUGCACCACAAACACGAAGCUCGCCAGGGCGAGAGCGGAAUGGUGCACGCUCAUACCUUGGACGAGCUCAUUGAGCAAGCCGACUCUGCUCUCGAAGAUGACAUGAAUCACGACGGGUUCCUUUCCUACCCAGAAAUUCGAGCUGCCAUGAAUAAACGGCGCUAAACGUACACGUUACGUAUACGCG
This is a messenger RNA of Ixodes scapularis (black-legged tick), 538 nucleotides long. RefSeq names its product multiple coagulation factor deficiency protein 2 homolog. The record is from RefSeq and is a predicted model, not a curated record. Bases 49 to 516 code for a protein of 155 amino acids. Lineage: Eukaryota; Metazoa; Arthropoda; Arachnida; Ixodida; Ixodidae. The transcript has 4 exons.